GCAUGUGGCUCCAAAGGACUCAAAGCUUUGGUGCGGGAUCGCUUAGGGGCGGAUCGGCGGCGUGUUUUUUUCUUUUUUCUUUUGCUUUGCAUUUUAACCUCUGAACCGGAGCAAGAAAAGAAAAAUUGCAAAACUAAUUAAGAUUGCGAGGCUUGAAAGGUUGGGAGCCUCCUUAAUGCUUUCAUCCUAUCUUCAUCACUCCUUCCAGACACUUCUGAAAGAAAUGGGGGCAGGAGCAUUAGCCAUCUGUCAAAGCAAAUCGGCCGUGCGCCUCAAGGAGGACGUGAAGAAGAUCGCCGCCGCCGCCCCCCUGAGCGGUUCGAGGGCGCCCUGCUGGAGGAGGGUGUUCGGCGUCGCCCUGGUGGAGCUGCAGCAGCAGGGGCUCAGCCUCGACGGGGUCCCCACUCUCGUGCGGGACAUUGCCGAGUUCCUCACCCGGCACGGGCUGGCACAAGAAGGUCUUUUCAGGGUGAAUGGUAGUUUAAAAACAGUGGAGCAUCUGCGAGCAAAGUACGAGAACGGCGAGGAUGUGGACCUGCCAGCAGAGGGCGAUGUGAGCUCAGCAGCUAGUUUGCUGAAGUUGUUUCUCAGAGAGUUGCCAGAGGGAGUGAUCACGUCGGCUCUACAUCCCAGAUUCAUACAACUUUAUGAAGACGUGCAGAAUUCUGGCCGGAAUGUCACUGCUUUGAGAGAGCUCGUGAGGCAGCUUCCAGAAGCCCACUAUUGCCUCUUGAAGUACCUUUGCCAGUUCCUGAGGAAAGUUGCUGAGCACCACUCUGAGAACAGGAUGACGGUUUCCAACCUUGCAACUGUUUUUGGGCCAAACUGCUUUCACGUAUCUUCUGGAUUUGAAGGUAUGAAGGAGCAGGAAAUCUGCAACAAAAUCAUGGCCCACCUACUGGAAGACUAUACCUCCUUGUUUGAGUGGCAACUCACAAAGGAGGAGAAAGAAAAGCACCCAUGUGAGGAAUUAGCAAAAAUUAUAUUGGUGAAAGAGGCCAGCUGCCAGAGGACCCUGCCAAUCAUUCUGAGCGGUUGUGAAAGAGAAAUGCCAAAGCCAAGUCCCAGGAACAAGAUCACCAAAUCAAAGCACGAAGGAUCUUCCGGGGCACGCAGAGUGCCGCAGCCCAAGCGGUCUGAAGGAAUUCCCAGGGUUAGCAUUCAUGUAACCGGCAGUUUGUGUUCAGAGGAGAUGGAUUUAGCCGACGAAGUCUCUCUCAUAAACAGCACUGCAUUCUUUAACAGCUCUCAAGAAGAUGAAAGACCUAUGUCGCCCUUCUAUCUGAGUGCUCACGUACCCCAGGCCAACAACAACAGCGUCCCUGCUUCUGGAGAGUAUUUAGAAAAAACCAUCCGGUCAGCGGUCGAGCAACAUCUCUUCGACGUUCAUGGAUCCGGAGGACAAAGUUCAGAGGACUCUGAAUCGGGGACCUCAUCCACCUCGUCAAACGUGUCUGCCCGGCAAAGGAGGAGGCACCAUAAAGAGCAGGAAGAAGCCCGAAGGAACAGAGACAUGGAGGUCAUCAAUAAAGAGAACAUUCCUUCUGGCUUCAACAGCAUUGAAGAAUGUAUGCUGACUGCCCAGGAUGUCGAAAAAUUGCAAGAGAACAGCUCCGGGUACAUUGGAGAAAGGAGCAAACCAAAGCGGCAAAAAUCCAGCACCAAACUCUCUGAGCUUAAUGACAAUCAGGACAGCCCUCUGAUGAUGGAAAGUUUUGGCUCCAUGAGGCCUCUGGACAGAAGAGGACCAGAUGACAUGGAAGUGCUUUCUGGAGAAAGCAGAGAGAAUGAAAAUGAUGGUGAUUCAUUAAGACACUCUCAGAACGCAAGCAUGAAGAUCCAGGAACAUCCCAGCAUUCCCGAAGCCAGACUUCAGAGGAGCCAAGAGGCGGACACCCCGGAAGAAACCUUUGGAUCCGAAGUGCCUCAACUGGACCUGACAGCCUUGUGCAGCGAAAGCAGUUGGGAAGAGCCUGUCCCAGCGUUCUCCUCUUGGCAGCGCGAUGGUUUAGAUUCCGAUGAAGCCCGCCUCUCCCCGCAGGCAGGCCGCCUGAUUCAACAGCUUCUGGAUGAAAAUAGUGACCCGAUGCUGUCCCCUCGUUUCUAUGCCUACGGUCAAAGCCGGCAGUACCUGGACGACACAGAAGUGCCUCCUUCCCCUCCCAAUGCGCAUUCAUUCAUGAGAAGAAGAAGUUCUUCUUUGGGCUCUCAUGAAGAUGACCAGGAAGAUCUGACUCCCGCACAGCUGACGCGCAGGAUCCAUGGGCUGAAGAAAAAGAUCCGGAGGUUCGAAGAGAGAUUUGAAGAGGAAAGGAAAUACAGGCCGUCACACAGCGACAAAGCUGCCAACUUAGAGGUGCUGAAAUGGACAAACGAUCUCGCAAAGUUUCGCAAGCAACUGAAAGAGUCGAGACUGAAGAUGUCGGAGGAUCUGGCUCCGAUGAUGCGCCAACGGAGCAACACGCUCCCCAAGAGCUUUGGGUCUCAGCUCGAGAAAGAGGAAGAAAAGAAACCAGAGUUGCCUGAUAAAUCAACAAAGCCAGCGGUGGAGGCAACACUGGAGGCCAUCCAGAAGAAGCUCCAGGAGAGGAGGUCAGAGACAAACCGGCCAGAGGACAUUAAGGAUAUGACUCGGGAUCAAAUCGCGGCGGAGAAAGUGGCCCUUCAGAAAGCCCUCUUGAAUUACGAGAGCAUCCAUGGAAGGCCAGUCACAAAACACGAACGGCAGAUGAUGAAGCCCCUGUACGACAGGUACCGCUUGGUCAAGCAGAUCCUCUCUAGGGCCAACUCCAUCCCUAGUAUUGGUUCCCCAUCCAGCAAGCGGAGAAGUCCUUUGCUGCAGCCAAUUAUCGAGGGUGAAACAGCGUCCUUCUUCAAGGAGAUAAAGGAGGAAGAGGAUGGCUCAGAGGAAGACAGCAACGUGAAACCAGAUUUCACAGUCACCAUAAAAUCAGACUUUAGUGUGAGAAGUUUCUUGGACCAACUAGAAGAUGAUGCCGACGGCUUUGUUUCUCCAGUGGACGACCGGAUUCCAUCAAGAAGCAGUCAAGAUAUGGGACUAUCAAACCUCCAUGCUGCCUCUAUGCCGGAACUUGUAGAACAGCUUCAAGAAGUGAGGGAAGAGAAAAAAAGGAUCCGGAAAAAACUGAGAGAUUUUGAAGAUAAUUUUUUCCGACAAAAUGGAAGGAACGUCCAGAAGGAGGACCGUACUCCUAUGGCCGAAGAGUAUAACGAAUACAAACAAGUUAAGGCCAAGUUGCGGCUUUUGGAAGUCCUCAUCAGCAAAAGAGAUAUGAGUUCCAAGAUCAUGUAAGGAAGAUCACGUCCUUGACCUUGCCAAUGAUAGAGUUAAGAAGUUGGACAAGCCAAAGGAAUGAUUGCUUGAAGUACUCAGUGAAAGCCUGGUGUACGGGAGUACUUUUGAGCAGCUCUCCGUGGACUGAGAAGCAGGACAGCAGACCCUAGCAUCUUUCUUUAGACUUGCAGACUGUUCUUUCAACAAGCUGGUUCCCCAAGCCAGCUAGAAGAAGGGGUUACGAAACAGUCGAAAGAUUCUGUUCCAAAGGGGGAGGAGUCAUUUGCUUUGAUCAGUUUGCGGCUUCUGAAAUUUUUAGAUGAUCAGAGUAAGAUUUAUGCCUUCUCCAGUGUGUGAAUGGAAAGAGAGAUGAACUCGCUUCAGCUGUUGCAGAUCACCAAUAAUUAUCUGUAAUCUUUGGACCAGACAAAACACCAGGGUCUGUUGUAUUGGGUCAGGAUGCUGACUCCGAGAUGAUUCUGUUCAACGGUAGUGUUUGGAAACGAUAUUCUUGGGAAUCUGGCAUUUGACGUUUGGUUUGUUGGCUUUUGGUUGUUUUGGUUUGCCACUGUUCGACGUCGAAUCGCCACUGCAAGGAAAAUGCUCCUACCGUGGUGUUUGCGCUGACUUCUUUCGCAGAGCUAUUUCUUGUCCCAAGGUCCCAUUUUGUGAUUGCCUCUUCUGUUUGAACAAAGAUCCAACCAGUUUUCCCAGUACCAAAAAAGGAGAGAAUAUGCUGGGAAACAGUGUGUGGGGGUGUGUAUUUACAAAAGCCAUGUGGGCUGGGGGCUCUUGUGAGAAUGGGAAUUGAAAGGAGAAGCUGGCUGGAUCCUACCCAUGGAAAAAACGAAAGUGGGAAAGCGAUCGGUUGUCCUCAAAGUUGUGCCAACAACUGAGUUGAAAAGAUAGUAGCAUGGAUCAUUCGGAUCGGACAAGGCUAGUGGUUUUUUUAUUGGUCUGGGGCAACUUGGGGUUCCUCGGUAAUCAAGAGAUUGCUUGGUGAGAUGAUCGAUAAUGGCAGACAAUCUUCCUUGAAAGUCAACGUGUCUUCCAUGUUGGUUUUCCCUCCUUUAUCUCCCCGAGGCCAGUUCCUUGGAACCCCGGCCAGAAACUUCCACUGGAAGCCAAGGGUCCACAGCAGAAGGACUGAGUUCCUUAAGUCUUAACUCUUCCUCCAGAGUAAGGCAGCGAGGAAGCACCUUUGCUGCACGAGGAACGUGCCACACUUAGCUAAGCGAAAUGUGAGGAUGCAGCACUGACUUUUAAAAUAUGGGACACAUCAGCCACUGCUUUGCCAUAGCAACUUUGGUUGCGCCCACCCUCCCAAAAAACUUUGACAGUUCCAUCAGUAUCCAAUUAUGAGAUUGUACCUUUUUGUACCCGUGCUUAGCUGCAGCUGUUUCUGCAGCGAGAUUGCUGCACUUUUAAAAUGGCUUGUAUAAAAUUGUAGGUACAAUGAUGCACUUUAGAGAGAGAGAGAGAGAAAGAGAGUGUGUGUGUAUGCAUGUGUUUAUUUUUUUAAACAUCAGAACUAAUAGAAAGCUUAACCAAAACUGUAUUUUAAAAAAAGAAAAAAAAGUUCCUCAACCUGA
Molecule: messenger RNA, 4887 nt
Organism: Sphaerodactylus townsendi
Lineage: Eukaryota; Metazoa; Chordata; Lepidosauria; Squamata; Sphaerodactylidae
Gene: FAM13A
Product: family with sequence similarity 13 member A
Exons: 24
Coding region: 176-3313 (1045 amino acids)
Biological process (GO): signal transduction
Source: RefSeq, a predicted model, not a curated record